GAAAAGGUUGAAAAAGCGGGCUUGAAUGGAAGGGAGAGAAAGGAGGGAGAAGUAGUAAUGGAGAAAUGGAAAGAGAUAGAAAAAAAUUUGGAAAUAGCGGAGAGAAGAAGAAGGAGAAGCAAUAUAAUUGUGAAGGAAGCGACGGGAAGAAACAAAACAGAAAGGAAGGAGAAGAUUGAGAAGAUGAUAGGAGAAAUAAAUAAAACAGAAGUAGUCAUCGAGGAAGUGCAGGAAAUAGGAUACGGAGAUAAUAAAAUGACAAUGCUGAAGUGCAGGAACUGGAAGGCCAAAAGGGAGAUAAUAAGAACGAGGAGGGAGUUAGGGAAAAAAUAUGACAGCUUGCUGGACGACGACCUCACCAAGAUGGAAAGACAAAUACAGAAGGAAAUAAGAAGGAGAGCAAAAGAAGAAAGAGAGGCGGGAAAGAAAACGACAAUUUGUUAUCAGAAGAUGUGGGUGGACAACAAAGAGUUGAGAUGGAAUGAAAACAAAGGAACUUUAGAGGAGAGGAGUGAAUGGCGGAAGAAAUAAAGAGGCGAAGAGGGAUAGAGAGUAAGAAGACGCGGAGAAAGAGAGGAGAGAAGGGAAACCUGGGGAAAGGAGGAAGUGACAACGGAGGAGAAAGCGACAGAACAGACCAGUAUCACCGCAACGUGUGCGACGGACAGACGGCAAAAGCACGGUCUUACAUACAGGUCUGGACACUCCUAUGGUGGGGGUAGGUCGCAGAUAGUCGCCAAAAAUUGUUUGUCUCUUGGCCGCGAGAGUCGCUGCGGUAGGGUAGUAAACAGAGAUAGAAAUAUAGUCGCUCUCUGUCUCUCUUACAUAAUUGUACAUAACCACAUAACGUAGCGUAGCUUGCUAUCGAAGAUAUAGAAAGAGUUGAAAGAGUGACCGAGUCUCAUCGAAACGUGAACGUGUUCGGACGUGUUUCGUCCAGAAACAUUUUUGAGAACAUAUCCUACAGUAUAUUAAAGUUGUAUGUGAAAAUGCCUAAGUCGUGCGUCGAGCCGAAUUGUAAGUUUGUGUACUGUGAGACUUCAAAACGCCCAGUGUUUCGCGUACCAAAAGACGCCAAUCGGUACAAACAAUGGGUAACAGCUAUUCCGGGCAUUGUUACACUAAAGCCGACACACGUAGUUUGCGACAAACAUUUUAAAGAGGAAGAUAUAAUCCGUGAAUGGAUCAAACGAGACUCGAAUGGUCGGAUUAUCGCUCAGGAACCAUACAAGUACCCUCAGCUCAGUAAGUUUGCUGUUCCAUCAAAGUUUGAUGACCUUUCUACAGCAAAGGAUUGCGUUGUCCCAUCGACUGAAUAUUUCGGUCAUUUAGCUCCAAAAAAAGUUACGAUUGAUGAUGUCGUUAACUCUGUUGGAAAGUCGUCAGUUGAGGAGUCCGUCCAAAUCGCACACGAUUCGAUAGAUCCAUCAAUGAAAUCUGCCGCGUCUUCAAGUGCUACAAGGCAAUGGAGCAUUUCUGGCGAGUCCGCUGGCUUCAUGAACGAUUCGGUUCAGCUUAUUGGCUCUUCGAUCAAGGAGUCCUCUGCUGAACCAACUACCAGCUGCAGUUUUGUGUUGCCAAUUGUGGAUGGCGCCGAAUUGGUUUCACCGAUGGAACUUACAGAUACUGAUCCUCUGGUGACAGGACCGGUAGCACUUGAGGAACCAAUCGACAUAUAUACAUCCGUUACCACAAGGAAAUAUGUAGAAAACGAAAGUGGUCGUACCUAUCAAGAGAUUUGUAGCAAAUUACCUGAAUAUUGGAGCGUUAGCAAGGCACCUGCUACAAACGGAAGAAUUAUUAUAUUUACCUACAUGAUAACGCCAGUCAAGAAUGGAAAGCGUUUGCCGGUAUCACAAAAAUGCGUCAUUCUCGACUCGGAUAGAAAACUUCAGUUUUACGUUUACGGACGGGACGUUGACUCACAAAAAGCAAAUCUUGACGAAACUUUGGAAGGAAUCGAAACGCUUCCAAACGUCUUGAACAAAUUUAAGGAGAUGAACGUUUGCAGUGGCAUCGGCGAAGUUAAUAUCGAUCUUCUUCGAGCUGAUACCGUAUUUCAAGACGGCAUUCAACAGUGGCGCAGCAAAGACUGCAGUCUUCUCUUCAAAAAACGAAGAUGCGAUAGCUGUAUGAAAAUAAGAAAGCGCAUACAGGGCUUAAUAACACGGAAUAAAAAUCGUAAGAAAAAUGGAAUUUUUCUAAGAAACAUCGGUGCUUCAAAUUCCAUAGAGCGUCGUAACCUCGUAGCGCUGCGAUUAAAAUGCCGACGUCAAAAAUGUCAACAAAAUCGAGCUAAAGAACGCGAGAAACAUCUGAUGAGCUGUCUAAAAAAACAAGAAGAACAAAUAGCUAAUAUGCAAGAGGCAACUUUAGAUGAGAAAUGCUCUGCAUUAAACGUUCCAGCUGCUCAACAAUUGGCACUGAAAGAAAUCGUAGCCGCAGCGAGCAAGAAAGACACCAAGGGUCGACGUUACAGAGAGGACUGGAUGAUGUUGUGUAUGCUGAUGAACAUCCGAUCCCCGGGAUACUAUCAGUUCCUGCGGAAAAACAAUAUUCUGCCACUACCAUGCUUAAAAUCGGUACGCAGGUAUUUAUCAUUAAUUGAUAUGAAAUGCGGCUUUGACGAACGGUUUGCAGAAUUACUUAAAAAACAUCUUGCUACAAAAACUCCUCUGCAACGACACGGCGUACUGCUGCUCGAUGAAAUCAAUCUACGGAAAUCUGUAGCCGUGUGUUCCAAGAAUUUGACUUAUGUCGGCUUGACAGAUUUGGGCGACGACGGGCUGCGAUCUUCGGACAUAAGCGAACAGGCAACGCAUGGUCUCGUUGUAAUGUUUCAAUCUCUUGCCGAUACUUACACGCAGCCAAUCGCAGUUUUUGCCUCAAAAAAUCCAGUUGAAGGAGAAGAGCUCGCUAAGCUAAUUGUAAAAGGAAUUAUCUAUCUGGAGAAGUGCGGAGCGACAAUUCACGGUGUUAUUGCUGAUGGUGCUGCAACAAACCAGAAGAUGUGGUCGCUUCUGGAUGUUAGGGGUACGAUGCAAAACACCAAGACAUGGUUCACUCAUCCUUCAGACGAUGAAAGAAAAGUGUUCGUUUUCUCCGACACGCCGCAUGUGAUUAAGAACAUACGAAAUCGGCUGUUGAACCAAAAGAAACUGCGGCUCAAUUCCACGGAGAACUACAUUUGUUGGCAAUAUUUCGAGACGUUGUAUGAGCUCGAUAAAAGC
Temnothorax curvispinosus is the source of this 3230-nucleotide messenger RNA. RefSeq lists its product as uncharacterized. The transcript has 5 exons. Lineage: Eukaryota; Metazoa; Arthropoda; Insecta; Hymenoptera; Formicidae. The annotation marks the transcript as partial. The record is from RefSeq and is a predicted model, not a curated record.